AGUUUUGGAGGGAUGAGCUGAAGUGGAGACACUGGACUUGAAAGAUACAUGUGAGAACGCCAGCUCUUCAACACAAUUUGUCCGUUGGGUGCUCCAGUAAGCAUCUCAACGGUAAAUUUUCGCAAGGGAAACCUUUUUUAUAAUCCCUGAAUGAGCCACACGGAACACUAAUCACUCGAAGAUUCCGAACACAUACCCCUUUUAUUUGCCUCGUUUAAUUGGGGCGCCAAAAACAAUUAGGGGCCUGACUAAUAUGUUUCCCACGCCAAAUGUUAUAGGGGUUUCAAAAGGUGGCAAAAAUACUAUUAUACCCUUCCGUAAUAACUAACCUAAAAAUCCUAUCACCCCUUUAUCCAAGGCCGCCAGUUUCAUUUCCUAUCUAAAUAAAAUAUUCUUCUUUUCCCCCCCUAUUCCUCUCUGCUCCCUCCUCCGCCAUCAACGAUCCGAUUUUUUUUUUCUUUCAAACUGGCACGAUUAGCUUUUACUACAAAAAUGGAACGUACUAAGGCGGAAUGGGAGAAAUGUAUGGCUCCAAUCAAAAGGGUCGUUUGUGAUGAUGAUGAUGAUGAUGAUCAUCAUCAUCAUCAUGCUGGUAACAGUGGUUCUGGUCGAGGAGGAUGAUGGAAAUGGUGGUGGUAGUGGUGAUAAGGAUGAUGAUGAUGAUGAUGGUAAUGAUGUUGGUGAUAAGGAGGAUGAAGAGGAUAAUUCUACCAUUCUUAAGCUUGUGAGGGAACGAAUGAAUCUUUUUGCAAACGCACUGUGUUGCUCGGCCGACAAAGGGGAAGUGUUCGAUCCUGACAAACAACGUCGGUAUGCUGAUUACUGCAGACACGUUGAAAAUCCCAAUGCAAAAAAAAUGUUUGCUGAGCUGGCUAAGGAAGGUAAGAGGACCAAGAAAACACGUAGCCAACUAGGAGAAGAACGUGUUGAACAGGGACAAGGUAGCCAUCAUCCUCUUGAUGAACAAGGAAGUAGAGAAGAUGGUGGUUCUCCAGGGGGUUGUGCAACUCAGGGUCCUAAUAGAAGAUGGGAAGUUAGCCGAUCAGGGAGGUACUAGGGUUGCUGUCGAAAUGAACUUAUGUUUUAUGUUACUUUUGACUUGAACUUAUAUUUCUUAACUUUUCUUAGAUGCAACUAUUUCGUCCAUUAGAUACUUCGGGUUUGGU
Papaver somniferum (opium poppy) is the source of this 1166-nucleotide messenger RNA. RefSeq names its product nardilysin-like. The record is from RefSeq and is a predicted model, not a curated record. Lineage: Eukaryota; Viridiplantae; Streptophyta; Magnoliopsida; Ranunculales; Papaveraceae. Bases 554 to 1057 code for a protein of 167 amino acids. The transcript has 3 exons.